AGUAGAGAUCACAUAGCCGUCGUGUUGCUCGUCAUCGUAGUUAUCGUCGCUGAUUCACCAAACAAAACGCUCUGUUUUACAGGACUCUCCUUUCUCGUUACUCUCUCUUUCUCUCUCUCUCUGUUCCAGUUAUAUUGAGAACGAGUCACUUUUUAUUGCUCCCUCCAUUCUUCGCUCUCUCUCUCUCUGAAAUUGAAGAAUCAGAUCAUUGAUGGCCCUUACAGCAGAUUUCGUUAAUCCCAGAGAUGUUUGCAUCGUGGGUGUUGCACGCACUCCAAUGGGUGGCUUUCUCGGAUCUCUCUCAUCUUUACCUGCCACAAAGCUUGGAUCCAUAGCUAUUGCAGCUGCUCUCAAGAGAGCAAAUGUUGACCCGUCUCUCGUCCAAGAAGUUAUCUUUGGCAAUGUUCUUAGUGCAAAUUUGGGUCAGGCUCCUGCUCGUCAGGCUGCUCUAGGUGCAGGAAUCCCCAACUCCGUUAUCUGUACCACAGUCAAUAAGGUUUGUGCAUCAGGCAUGAAAGCGGUAAUGGUUGCUGCUCAAAGUAUCCAACUUGGGAUCAAUGACGUAGUCGUGGCGGGUGGCAUGGAAAGCAUGUCUAACACACCAAAGUAUCUGGCAGAAGCAAGGAAAGGAUCUCGAUUCGGUCAUGAUUCUCUAGUGGAUGGAAUGCUAAAAGAUGGAUUAUGGGAUGUCUAUAACGACUGUGGGAUGGGAAGUUGUGCAGAAUUAUGCGCUGAGAAAUUUCAGAUCACGAGGGAGCAGCAGGAUGACUACGCCGUUCAGAGUUUUGAGCGUGGUAUUGCUGCCCAAGAAGCUGGCGCCUUCACAUGGGAGAUCGUCCCGGUUGAAGUUUCUGGAGGAAGGGGUAGGCCGUCAACUAUUGUUGACAAGGACGAAGGUCUUGGGAAGUUUGAUGCUGCAAAAUUGAGGAAACUCCGUCCGAGUUUCAAGGAGAAUGGAGGCACUGUAACAGCUGGAAAUGCGUCCAGCAUAAGUGAUGGUGCAGCUGCCCUUGUCCUAGUGAGUGGAGAGAAGGCUCUUCAGCUAGGACUUCAAGUAUUCGCAAAAAUUAAAGGUUAUGGUGAUGCAGCUCAGGAACCAGAGUUUUUCACUACUGCCCCUGCUCUCGCAAUUCCAAAAGCCAUUGCACAUGCUGGUUUGGAAUCUUCUCAAGUUGAUUAUUAUGAGAUCAAUGAAGCGUUUGCCGUUGUAGCACUUGCAAAUCAAAAACUACUUGGGAUUACUCCGGAAAAGGUGAACGUAAAUGGAGGAGCUGUCUCCUUAGGACAUCCUCUAGGCUGCAGUGGGGCCCGUAUUCUAAUCACAUUGCUCGGGAUACUAAGGAAGAGAAACGGCAAGUACGGUGUGGGAGGAGUGUGCAACGGAGGAGGAGGUGCUUCUGCUCUUGUUCUUGAACUCGUUUGAUGCAUAAUGAAUCCAGGUUGGUGAAGUAAGUAGACGUAUCUAUUCUCUCUUCCAACUUCCAAGAGUCGGUAAUUGCACUUCAAGUUUCUCAAUAAAAGGGAGUGAUCAGUUGAGGUUGCAAGUCUUUUUAAUUGUUAUGAAUUCGGCUCUGUUUCUUGCUUGGUAGCAGACAGUUCUAAAUUACGAACCCGAUUUAUCGUAGUAGUUAAUGGUUUGUCCCGAUGUACUGUUUGGAAAUUGAUUGAAACGUCAGAACGUACGUUUACGUAA
Messenger RNA from Eutrema salsugineum, 1693 nucleotides. RefSeq names its product acetyl-CoA acetyltransferase, cytosolic 1. Gene Ontology annotation, molecular function: acetyl-CoA C-acetyltransferase activity. Lineage: Eukaryota; Viridiplantae; Streptophyta; Magnoliopsida; Brassicales; Brassicaceae. The transcript is spliced from 14 exons. The record is from RefSeq and is a predicted model, not a curated record. Bases 212 to 1423 code for a protein of 403 amino acids. Gene Ontology annotation, biological process: fatty acid beta-oxidation.